This is a messenger RNA of Triplophysa dalaica, 6887 nucleotides long. RefSeq names its product ATPase plasma membrane Ca2+ transporting 2 (gene atp2b2). Lineage: Eukaryota; Metazoa; Chordata; Actinopteri; Cypriniformes; Nemacheilidae. Gene Ontology annotation, biological process: regulation of cytosolic calcium ion concentration; calcium ion transmembrane transport. Gene Ontology annotation, cellular component: intracellular membrane-bounded organelle; postsynaptic density membrane. The coding region runs from base 629 to 4477 and encodes 1282 amino acids. The record is from RefSeq and is a predicted model, not a curated record. Gene Ontology annotation, molecular function: P-type calcium transporter activity; ATP hydrolysis activity; ATP binding. The transcript has 24 exons.
AUUAAUAAUAUACAGUUAAAACCUGUUAGAAUGUAGAACACUUGCUGCGUGUGUUACAAACUGCCAUAUCUCCUCUCAAUUGCUGUCAUCGUACGUGCGCUGCUGAGCGUGUCACCAAACAUGGCGGCGACUGCCCAGAAUGCAAUGCACAGUGACGUGGAUCCUCAAGAUCUAUUUACUUUACCAAGGCACUGCGCGGUUAUUUCACACUGUCACUGACGUAAGAUCCACUGCAUUUUUACGCCAUGUUUACUGGAGUAAUGGAGAGGUUCACCAUGUAGACAGCAGCCGACUGGAAGCAGGUAGAAUGGGAAACCACGUAUGGAGUGCCGCCAGUCUGCAGCCGUGGUGAGCGCAGACGUCCUCAGGACCUCAGUCGGGAUCUCACGGAUGGCUGUCGCAUCCUCGCUCGCGUAACGCCGGGGAGCCUCUCUUCAAUUCAGCGGACUGGAUCUGUUUUUUCUUCAUCCUCCUCUCUUACCUUCUGCGGUUUCCUGCGUUGCUCAAAUUUUAUUAGAUACCCGUUCUCCAGACACGCCGGGAACUCAUUCUCUGCCCGUGUGGCGUUUUUUCCAUUUGUCUGAUCUCAAGUUCAAUCGGCUUUGAAGAAAAGCUACCGAGCAAUACCAUGGGGGACAUGACGAAUAGCGAUUUUUACUCCAAGAACCAAAGAAACGACAGCAACCAUGCGGGAGGUUUUGGCUGUGGGCUUAUGGAGCUCCGCUCCAUCAUGGAGGUCCGAGGAACGGAGGCAGUGGUGAAAAUCCAGGAGGACUAUGGAGGCAUUGAGGGACUGUGCCAGAGGCUGAAAACCAGUACGACAGAGGGUUUGGAAGAUGAUUCUUCUGACCUAGAAAAGAGAAGAGAAACCUUGGGGCAAAAUCUAAUACCUCCAAAGAAGCCAAAAACUUUUUUACAGUUAGUGUGGGAAGCGUUACAAGAUGUUACCCUCAUCAUCCUUGAAAUCGCAGCCAUAAUAUCGCUGGGGCUGUCCUUUUAUCAGCCGCCCGGAGAGGGCAGCGAGGCCUGUGGAACAGUGAAUGCGGGUGCCGAGGAUGAGGGGGAAUCGGAAGCCGGCUGGAUCGAGGGGGCUGCGAUCUUACUUUCUGUGGUGUGUGUCGUCCUGGUUACGGCUUUCAAUGACUGGAGUAAGGAGAAGCAGUUCAGAGGUUUACAGAGUCGCAUCGAGCAGGAGCAAAAAUUCCAGGUGGUGCGUGGAGGCCAGACCAUCCAACUCCCGGUGGCUGAUAUUGUAGUUGGCGACAUUGCACUAGUCAAGUAUGGUGACCUGCUACCAGCCGAUGGAAUCUUAAUAUACUCCAGUGAAAUGAAGAUUGACGAGAGCUCUCUAACUGGGGAAUCAGAUCAUGUGCAAAAAUCUAUAGAGAAGGACCCAAUGCUUCUCUCUGGCACCCAUGUGAUGGAGGGCUCGGGUCGGAUGGUGGUCACGGCCGUCGGGGUAAACUCUCAGACUGGCAUAAUUUUCACCCUGCUCAGUACUGGCGGAGAGGAGGAAGAGAAAAAAGAAAAGAAAGGUCAGGCUCUGGAAGAUGGCCAUCAGCUAGCAGACUGCUCCCAUCCCUCCUCACACCCCAUCGCAACUAUAGCUACUGACGGUGCUGCAAGCGCAAAUGCCUCUGGUAAUACCAGCCUAGUCAAUGGUAAAAUGCAGGAUGGAAAUAUGGAGAACUGCCAGACCAAAGUGAAGAAGCAGGAUGGUGCUGCAGCGAUGGAGAUGCAGCCCUUGAAGAGUGCAGAGGGUGGGGAAACCGAGGAGAAAGAGAAGAAAAAAUCCAGCGGGUCCAAGAAAGAGAAAUCUGUUUUGCAAGGAAAACUGACAAAGUUGGCUGUUCAGAUCGGCAAAGCAGGUUUGGUGAUGUCUGCUAUUACAGUCAUCAUUCUGGUGCUCUACUUUGCUAUUGAAAACUUUGUGCUUCAGAAGAAGCAGUGGCUGCCAGAAUGUACUCCCAUCUAUAUACAAUACUUUGUCAAAUUCUUCAUCAUCGGUGUGACGGUGUUGGUGGUGGCGGUACCUGAAGGCCUUCCGCUUGCUGUCACCAUUUCUCUCGCUUACUCGGUCAAGAAAAUGAUGAAAGACAACAACUUGGUACGUCAUCUGGAUGCUUGUGAGACAAUGGGAAAUGCCACGGCUAUAUGUUCGGACAAGACUGGAACACUGACCACCAAUCGAAUGACAGCAGUGCAGUUGUAUGUGGCGGAUGUCCAUCACAAGUUGAUCCCGGACCCUAGCUCCAUCCCACCCAAAACUCUGGAUAAUCUGGUCAAGGCUAUUGCCAUCAACAGCGCAUAUACCUCGAAAAUACUGCCUUCUGAUCAGGAAGGGGCUCUUCCCAAACAACUGGGCAACAAGACUGAAUGCAGCCUAUUGGGACUGGUCCUCGAGCUGAAACAAGACUAUCAGCGUGUCCGGGACCUCAAUUCGGAGGACAAAUUUGAAAAAGUCUACACCUUCAACUCGGACAGAAAGUCGAUGAGUACCGUCAUUAAACAACCUGAAGGAGGUUUCAGAAUGUUUAGUAAAGGAGCCUCUGAGAUUAUCCUCAGGAAGUGCUCUUACAUUCUGAAUGAGGUAAGCGAACCACGCGUAUUCAGGCCGAGGGACAGGGACGAGAUGGUGAAAAAGGUCAUCGAACCCAUGGCCCGUGAAGGACUCCGAACAAUCUGUGUGGCUUACCGGGAUUUCCCAGUGCGACCCGACUGGGAUGAUGAAAAGAACAUAUUGACCGAGUUGACCGCAAUAUGUGUCGUCGGGAUUGAAGAUCCUGUCAGACCAGAGGUGCCAGACGCCAUCCUGAAAUGCCAGCGUGCCGGGAUCACCGUGCGUAUGGUGACGGGAGACAACAUCGAUACCGCAAGAGCCAUCGCAAUCAAGUGCGGCAUCAUCCACCCCGGAGAAGAUUUCCUGUGCAUCGAUGGGAAGGAGUUCAACAGGAGGAUCAGGAAUGAGAAGGGAGAGGUGGAGCAGGAACGCAUUGAUAAAGUGUGGCCCAAACUGCGAGUGCUGGCCAGAUCUUCACCCACAGACAAACACACCCUCGUCAAAGGUAUCAUAGAUAGUACACUGGUGGCCCAGAGGCAGGUGGUAGCUGUGACCGGAGACGGGACCAACGACGGUCCGGCCCUGAAGAAAGCAGAUGUCGGUUUUGCUAUGGGAAUCGCAGGUACAGAUGUGGCCAAAGAGGCGUCUGACAUCAUCCUGACAGAUGAUAAUUUCUCCAGCAUUGUGAAGGCCGUGAUGUGGGGACGAAACGUCUAUGACAGCAUCUCAAAGUUCCUGCAGUUCCAGCUGACGGUUAAUGUGGUGGCUGUGAUCGUUGCCUUCACCGGAGCUUGUAUCACACAGGAUUCUCCUCUUAAAGCAGUCCAGAUGUUGUGGGUCAACCUGAUCAUGGACACGUUUGCAUCUUUGGCUUUGGCCACCGAGCCACCUACUGAAUCUCUGUUGAUGCGAAAACCCUACGGUCGUAACAAACCUCUGAUCUCCAGCACCAUGACCAAGAACAUCCUCGGCCACGGCAUCUACCAGCUCAUAAUCAUCUUCACUCUGCUGUUUGCCGGUGAGCAGAUCUUUGACAUUGACAGCGGCAGGAACGCACCGCUGCAUUCCCCUCCAUCUGAGCACUAUACCAUCAUUUUCAACACUUUCGUCAUGAUGCAGCUCUUCAAUGAGAUCAACGCCCGCAAGAUCCACGGAGAGAGGAAUGUGUUCGACGGCAUCUUCAGAAAUCCCAUCUUCUGCUCCAUUGUUUUGGGCACUUUUGCAGUUCAGAUUGUGAUUGUGCAGUUUGGAGGAAAGCCGUUCAGCUGUUCUCCUCUGGACCUGGAGAAGUGGAUGUGGUGUGUGUUCCUGGGACUGGGAGAACUGGUUUGGGGACAGGUUAUAUCAUCAGUGCCGAACAGCAAGCUUAGAUUCCUCAAAAGAGCCGGUCAGCUGACGCGGAAGGAUGAAACGCCCGAGGAGGAGCAAAACGAAGACCAGGAGGAGAUCGAUCACGGGGAGAGAGAGCUCCGGCGAGGGCAGAUCUUGUGGUUCAGAGGCCUCAAUAGAAUUCAGACUCAGAUCGGGGUAGUGAACACAUUCAAGAGCGGGACUUCCUUUCAGGGGGCUCUGAGACGCCAGUCCUCCACCACCAGCCAGAAUCAGGAUAUACGUGUCGUGAACGCAUUUCGUAGCUCGCUCUACGAAGGCUUGGAAAAACCCGAAUCCAGAACCUCCAUCCACAAUUUCAUGAGUCACCCGGAGUUUAGAAUAGAGGACUCGACGCCCCACAUUCCUCUCAUAGACGACAUCGACAUGGACGACGAGGCCGCCAGGAAGAACUCCAGUCAACCCUCGUCUCCCAACAAGAACAACAACGCCAUCGACAGCGGUAUCAAUCUGACUAUCGACACGAGUAAAUCUGCCGCGUCCUCCAUUACCGGGAGCCCGCUUCAUAGCCUGGAGACAUCGCUUUAGCCGCCUCACGAUGGAGAUUGUCCACCAACCGUCUUAGACCAAACCUUAGUAAAAAAGCGCCCGUUGACUGAAGGUGCGGUCACGUUCUUUUGUUGUGUACGACCGGGAUGGAAAGGACGGACUUGUUUACGUCGACGGCGGAGUGACUGGAGAAACAGCGUGAGCAACAUCACCACUCCUAUUUCCUGAGGAAACCAGAGACUACUUGAGUAAUUUAAAGCUAUUGUUAAUGUCGCUCCUGCAUGAAUGUACAUUACCCAGGUUUUUCUUUGAAGAAGGCUUUAUUUUGAUUGAAACGGUGGGAUGGGAUCGGGCGGUGGACGGCUAUUUUAAGAUUCACUGAUCUGUGAGUAUUGUGUGUGGCAUGUAUCUCAUUGUAUAGAUUUCUUUGGUUAAGGUGUAUCCGGGCUGCAGGGCUCAACUUGCACAGUAGAUUCGCACCUGCCGGAAAGGAGAAACCCUUAGAAUUUAUUAAGCGUAGAUAUAUAUUUAUAGAUCCAUUAUAAAUAUAUAUUUACAGAGUUUAUCUUUAUUUGUUGGCAUGUUGCCUUGUUCUGCUUCAAUGACUCUUAACUACUUUAACUUAUUUAUGUCCUAAAAAGAAUGUAAUUUGUUUACAAAGCCUGUAGAUACGUCCUGGUUUCUUUGUAGGGUUUAAAACUACUUUCUUGGGUUCAAAACCACGCGGCAGAUGUAGACAGUUGUUCGGUUUCUCCUCUAGGUGUUUUAUUACCAAUUGUGUGCUGGACUUGCCUGCUGUUUUGUCGACUAAUGUAGAUCUUUUUUAGAGGAUAUAAAAAAGAAACCAAAACAUAGUGGGAUAUAGCGUUAAAUGUGGCAUCUUAGUAUUACACGAUCCACGCCGAGUAUCCCCUCCCGGAAAAUCUUCGCGUAUAGUUCGAAGCUGGAGCGAUCUCGCGGUUGGGUUUGCAGAUACUUCAGGUUGGGUUGAAAUGUUCUUUUAUUUGGAAAUGAAAAAGAGUUUCAGAUGGGUUUUAUGUUGGAAACAUGUUAACUGUUCAAACUUCUAUUUGGCAUCUCUGUAUGGAAAUCAAAAUUGUGUUCAAAUCUUGUGCUAUAUUGUGUUGAUUCAUCUUUUUUUGACGUUUGAUUUGUAGAUUUCUUUCAUUUAAGGAGCCCAGCUCCAGAGCUGACGUCGCUUCAAACAACUGAAGUACGAAACGAAACAAAAAAGGAGUGUUGCUUUUGACUCUUUUCUUACAAAAAGAAAAACGCGAAGCAUAACAACAACAAAAAAAUACAUACAUUUAUGAUCCUUUUCUGCACUAUCCGGAUAUGAAUGAAUUUCUGUGGUGUAAAUUUAGAUGUGCUUCUGUGUUAAAAAACAAGCUUGUCUUCCUGCAGUCAGUAAAAUAUACUCUAGCAUCUCAACAGUAUUCACUAGUGGUAACUAUUUAUUGUACUGGAGAACCGAAAAGACAAACGGGGUCUAUGGGAAGGCACGCUUACAGAGUCACCCAUGUGUUCAUUCCUCCAUUGUUAUCAAUAGGACAGACGUGAUGUCAUACGCUUAAUAUGCAAGUUCAAACGAAAUCGUUUUUUCUUUCUUAGUUUGCUUACGGAGAGAGGGCGCACAAGCUUUAACUGUUAGCUCAGGCAUGCAAACACGACAAGAACAAGAGAAAACGAUGAUGUUUAAGACCGGCUGUCAAGUCACGGAAACGCAUUUCAUUCUCACAACAUACGCACCUCGGCCGUUUUUUAAGGCGACGUGGAGGAGUUUGUCUUGAACCGAGUGUGGAUUGUAAGGACUCCGGAUGUGAACUUUUACAGUGUGAAUGGCCAGUUCGAUUUGAUACAGUUCAGUUUUCGCGCCCUGCGUUGACGGGCAGACUAACGGAUGCAGUUUAAAACGUGUAUAACCAAUAAACCGAAAUGACAUGACGGUCUAAUAAUCACAGACAAUAUUAAUAGUAAUAAUAAUAUUUCUUGCAAUACAUCGGCUUCUACGUACUGUACUUAGCAGCAUGCAUUUUGUGGAACAAAGAACAUAUGACGCCACAGGUACUUUUGGCGCUCUAGCAAUUUAUGGGUAAAUGAAAAGUGUUCAUCCAUCUUGUUUUUAUGAAUUUUAUAAUCUAUACAAUAAUUGUAAAUAAAGAACUUAAUGUCUUUGUUCAUUUAAUACUAUGCAAAAAGCUUUUGAUUGUUUCUCAUCUACUUAGAGUGUGUUUCCUGGAAUGUUUGUGGUCUCAAAGUCGGUAAAACAAACAACAACAAAAAAACGAGAAAAGAAAUAUGUGAUGUACAUGAUUUUCUAGCCUGACAACAUGAACUGACUCUUGUUGCUUCACUGUUCAUAGCACCAUUCCGGUCAGGAGCGGAAGUGAUCAAAUGAAAUGACCGAAAACAAAAACAAGCACUUAAUAAAUUCCCCGAGGAGCAUGAA